This is a messenger RNA of Glycine soja, 682 nucleotides long. RefSeq lists its product as uncharacterized. Bases 167 to 502 code for a protein of 111 amino acids. The transcript has a single exon. NCBI's taxonomy places the organism in Eukaryota, Viridiplantae, Streptophyta, Magnoliopsida, Fabales, Fabaceae. The record is from RefSeq and is a predicted model, not a curated record.
AUUUAAUCUUUGACGAAACCGUUUUUUCUAUUAAAUUUUUUUAAUGGCUCUGACUUGAAGAAGACAGAGUUAAUUAUAUUUGCUUGUAUACUUCUUUUCCCUCUCUUCUUAAGGCACCCUCUCCCAUACAUACUCCACCAUUUCUCUCUGAUUGAAGUAUCAAAACAUGGGUGGUGUGAGUAUGAAUCCAGUGUUUAGGAGUGAAGUACCAUUUGGGUAUUACUGCUACAACAACAACAACAACUACUCUGAGCAGAACAACACCAUGGUGGAGAAGAGACAGCUAUUCCUGAGAAGCUACCAGUUCUGUAGAAAGAAGAGUCUGACAGAGAGAAUCAAAGGGUCUUUGGUUCGUGCCAAGAAAAUUGUGUGGCUAAGGCUAAGGUCUGCUUGCAAACUCAGGAGGUCCUUCAAAUGCGCUUUCUAUUACCGCAGGAGAAGGUUCUUCCAGCUUUUACACAGCAACAACCGCAAAACCGAAUCUUCUUCAUGUUUAUGGUAAACAAAAGAGACACCACAACUCGUCACACUCAAGACACCUCUGAUCUUUUAUUCUUUCGUUUCUAUUUGUCAUUAACCAGUUACGGUUUCUCAAUAUGAGUUUGUGAUGGCGAUUUGGAACUGAUGUUGCUUACAUAAUAUUGUUCAUUAAUCACAAAAAGAGUUUGGCUUUGCUUCUGUU